This is a messenger RNA of Archocentrus centrarchus (flier cichlid), 3260 nucleotides long. Its product is annotated as MAP7 domain-containing protein 1-like. The coding region runs from base 291 to 2681 and encodes 796 amino acids. NCBI's taxonomy places the organism in Eukaryota, Metazoa, Chordata, Actinopteri, Cichliformes, Cichlidae. The transcript has 18 exons. The record is from RefSeq and is a predicted model, not a curated record. Gene Ontology annotation, cellular component: microtubule cytoskeleton. Gene Ontology annotation, biological process: microtubule cytoskeleton organization.
CUGAAGCUUUUUAUUCUCACACUGUGGAUUUUCCAGCAGAGACCCACAGACUCUCUGGACUGAACCGAGUCUCUGCUUUUAAAACACACCCAGCAGCAUUUUAGUAUUACUUUAGAAACUCGGCGCUUUUUUUCCAGCCGGAUCCGCUUUUAUUUCCACAUAUUUUUUUGGCCACUUUUUCCUUUUACUCCGCUUGGAUUUUACUAAGGGCGUGUUUGGGAGUUUCAGCUCCUGUACUUGUGCGACUCUGAGGAAUGACAGUAACUGGAAAGGGACUGCGAUCCGCCUGAAUGGAAACAAUGGAUUAUAAGGACCUCGGACAUAAUUUCGAGGAGAAGCUGACACUAACAGACAAGACUCUGCCCCUGCAGACAGACUGUCAGUCCAUCCAGAAUGGGGACAAAUCUUUGGGGAAAGACCUCCUGACUCCAGAGGACUCGGCCGUCUCAGACCUUUCUCCUAAAACAGACUCCAGCUCCAAGACAGAGAUCAGGACGGAUGCCUCCUCCAAGACGGAAGCUCGGCCAUCCACGCCCGGCUCAAGCAGCCCCCAGCCCAAGAAAGAUUCAGUGAGCUCGGAGCAACGACAGAAACUUGCCAGGGAGCGGAGGGAGGAGAGAGCCAGAUACAUCGAACAGCAAACUCAGCUGCAAGCUGCGAAGAAGGCCCAGUGGCUGGAGAAGGAGGAGAAAGCCCGGCGUCUGAGGGAGAGCCAGCUGGAGGAGCGCAGGAGGAAGCUGGAGGAGCAGCGGCUGAAGGCGGAGAAACGUCGAGCACUGCUGGAGGAGAAACAGAGACAGAAACUAGAAAAGAACAAGGAGAGAUACGAGGCAGCUAUCAAGAGGUCGACCAAGAAGACUUGGGCUGAGAUACGUCAGCAGAGGUGGUCCUGGGCAGGCGGACUCAACCAGACCUCCCGCAGAGAGAGCAGAUGCUCGGCCUCCACGGUCAACUUGCCGAGACAGGUGGACCCUGUCAUUAACAACAGGCUGUCCAAGUCCUCUGCCACGCUCUGGAACUCCCCCAACAGAACCCGCAGUCUGCGCCUCAGCCCGUGGGAGAGCCGGAUCGUGGAGCGGCUCAUGACGCCGACGCUGUCCUUCCUGGCCCGCAGUCGCAGCGCCGCCACCCUCCUCAACAACAGCGACUCUCGUGAGUACUCUCACCACUGCUCCCGUUCAGCCUCUGCCAGCCCGCUGAACGCCAGCUCCCAUCACCACCCGCACCAGAGCGCCGCAGAGCGCUGGAGGGUCUCCUCCGCCAGCACGCCAGACAUCACCCAGCGCCAGCGCCGACGAAACUCCACCCCGGUGGAUAAAAAGAAGAAAGAAAAGAAGGACAAAGAGAGAGAGAACGAAAAAGAGAAGAGCGCUCUCACAAAAGAGAGAGUGCAGAAGAAAAGACAGACGGCAUCACCUACAACCACAAUCCAGAGAUCCAGGCCAGAGACCAGCACCCCGAGGCCCAAAAACAGACCUCCAUCACCUGCCGCCCCCAAAAGUCGCCCCCUGUCCCCGCUUGUGCCAGCAGCGGGUGCCGCAAAGACCCCCACGGGCAAGAAAACGCCUCCUCCUCCUGGCACCAAGACCCGACCCAAACGGGCCCAGACGCCCGCCAGACUGCAGCCACAGGUGGUUUCUGCUGUCACCGUGGAAACAGGCCACGAACCCCAGCAGCCUGACACUUCAGAGGAGAAAAAGACCCCCAGUAAUGUUCCUGCCAUCGUGGUGUCCUCUGCGCCGCUCACUCCCCUUUCUCCCAGCCCGCCAGUUGUAUCGGCCUCGUCUCCAGCCGUGCCGAGCGUAGAUCCUGUUGCGGUCUCCGACGGUAAUCCUGCUCCUUCUGCCGCCACCGCCCCAGCCGUGCCGGCCAGCAGACCAUCAGCAGGCACCAACGACCCGGAGGAGGCUGCUCGCGUCCUGGCGGAGAAACGCAGACAAGCCCGAGAGCAGCGGGAGAGAGAGGAGCAGGAGCGUCUGGAGCAGGAGCACAAGAAGAGGGUCCUGCGGGAGGAGGCGAUGGCCCGGGAGGCAGAGGAGAGGAAGCGCCGAGAGGAGGAGGCUCGCUUCAUGGCCGAGCAGCAGCGACUGCAAGACAAAGCCAAGCGAGCUCAGGAGGAGAAGGAGGCGCAGGAGAGAGCGCAGGCCGAGCAGGAGGAGAACGAGCGGCUGCAGAGACAGAGGGAGGAGGCUGAAGCCAAAGCCCGCGAGGAGGCCGAGCGUCAGCGCAUAGAGCGAGAGAAACACUUCCAGAAAGAAGAGCAGGAGCGCCUGGAGAGGAAGAAGCGCCUCGAGGAGAUCAUGAAGAGGACUCGGAAAAGCGAUGCAGGAGAUAAGAAGGAUGUCAAAGGCUCUCCUCAGGUCAACGGAAAGGACACAGAGCAGAGUAAAGUCCCUGGAAUCCCGCAGGGUCCCAGUGCAUCGGUGCUCAACGCGUCACAAAGUGUUUCAGGCCCUGUUGUCGUAAACGGCAUCCAGGCCACCGCGCACCAAAACGGCGUCUCCGCCAACGGAGCCGACUUUGAGGAGAUCAUUCAACUGAACAACAGCGGCAGCGGUGGCAACCCCAGCCAGCAACAGGGCGGGCUGGUGAAUGAGCCCAUCAUGGCGUUCGAGGGAGGAGAGCCCUUCUUGAUGAAAACGGGCCCCAUGAAGCCUCAGCAUGUCGCAGAGGUCCUGUGAGUCGCCACACACCUAUGGAGACGCGCCUUACAUCUCUGCUUGAGCUAUGAGAUUCAUGCCACACCACAGCGGCUUAUAAAACAGUGUGCCAAACAAACAACCAGUGUUCAACUGCGCUGAAUUCACAUCCACAGUAUCCACAGCAGAGAACAGCGAGGAGCAGCAGAACUGGCUGAAAAACUCAUCUGAAACAUUAAAAAAAAUUUAAAUAUUCUCUGUCUUCACCGCGUGUUAUGGUGCAGCAUUAGUCAAGUUUUACUGAAAUAUCACAUGCAGAUUUUAUGGUGCACCUUAAAGAUGACUGACUGUGUAACAAAUUUUAGAGAAUACAGUAUAAGACCCUGGAAAUACAUAUUUGACAAUGGUUGUUAUUGUUGCUAUAAUAUUGUUAUUGUUACCUUAAGUUGAGCAUUGUGUGUGUGUGUGUGUGUGUUGCUGUUUUUGUCUUGAAUUAUUGAGUUAUUUAACACGGGGAGCAUUGUUAAGGACUGGCCACAGUGUAUGUAAAUGUAUAAUGAGCCCCGGCUGCCUCGGCCUCCUGUUACAGGGGAUCUGUGAAAUAAAGCUUUAUGAAAGGGA